Molecule: messenger RNA, 3778 nt
Organism: Rana temporaria (common frog)
Lineage: Eukaryota; Metazoa; Chordata; Amphibia; Anura; Ranidae
Gene: TTF1
Product: transcription termination factor 1
Exons: 13
Coding region: 1298-3265 (655 amino acids)
Source: RefSeq, a predicted model, not a curated record
CGUAGCGGCGCUGCUUGUUGUGCUGGGGAGCGUUGUGUGAACGGUCACCUGGGUGGUAAUGACGACUUCCGGGGGGCCGGAAUAUACACACGUGUGGUGCUGAGUGUCCGUCCAGUUCUCGUUUACAUAGGACUGGGAGAAACUUUAUGACGACACGCCUUUCUAAAAAAAAUGUCCGGCUAUUUGACUGCAGAUCAUCAUGUUAAAAAGAAGAAAAGGAAAACGGGAGAUCUAUCACUCUCAGAAAAUGGCUUUUAUUCUGAACACCCUGAGUUAGAGGGGUCUGGGGAAAAGGAUGAGAAGAAGAAGAAAAAGAAGAAGAAAAACAAACAUAGGAGUACAGAUGACGAGACAUUAAUGGACGUUGGCUCCUUGGAUCGGUCUUGCAGCCGCAGCAUAUCUGCCAAAUUUAAAGAGCAAGAGGAUACUUCAGAGCAGGAGUUGUCAAACCAGGACUAUAAGUCUCCUAAAAAGAGCAAGAAAAAGAAACAUGUGCCUGUGGAGACAGAGGAGACAGAUAAUACUGGCCAGACAAGCUUCUUGUAUGAUUAUUCCGAUGAAGCCCUCCAUAGUGACUCUUUUAGAAAGAAAAAAAAGCGGCAUAGACACCCAGAGACCAGAAGCCUGAAGGAAGAGGAUUUGGAGGACGUACAACAAACAUCCCCAGAAGUCACUGUAAAUUUAGAUAUUGAUGUGGAAAAUCCUGUAAGAAAAAAGAAAAAAAAACACAAAUAUAAUUCAUUUUUGGAAGAAGAAAAUUUGAGUCAUGGCAUCCAACAAACAGUUGAACUUGACAGUCCGUGUCAAGUCGUCUCUAAGAAAUCUAGGCAAAAGGGCAAUAAAGUAUCUGUGGAAGAUGCAGGUCAUACUGGCCAACCAAGCUUGUAUGAUGGACACUCUGAAGUGACUUUCUCUGAGGAAGUCCUCAAUAGUGACUCUGUAAGAAGAAAAAAAAAAAAAAGGCAUAGACCCUCAGAGACCAGAAGCCCGGAGGAAGAAUUUUUAGAGGACGUACGACAAACAUCCUCAGAUAUCACAGUAAAUUUAGAUAUCGAUGUAGAAAAUUCUGUAAGAAAAAAGAAAAAAAAAACGCAAAUAUACAUUUUUGGAGGAAGAAAAUGGCCAACCAAGCUUGUAUGAUGAUCCUGGUCAUUCGGAUGAAGUGGCGGUUUCUGAGGAAGUUCUCCAUAGUGAAUCUGUAAGAAAAAAGAAAAAGAGGCACAGACCCUCAGAGACCAGAAGCCUCGAGGAAGAGGUUUUAGAAACAUCCCCCAUAGUCACUUUAAGUGAAGACAAUAUGGAAAACUCUGUAAGAAAAAAGAAAAAAAGACACCAAUAUGACAUUUUGGGGGGAAAAAAUUUGAGAGAUGAACUAAGCAGUCCGUGUCAGGUUGCCUCUAAGAAAUCUAGGCAGAAGAACAAGGAAGUGUCUGUGGAAGAGACCGAUCAUACUGGCCAACCCAGCUUGUAUGAUGGUCAUACCGAUGAAGUGGCUGUCUCUGAAGAAGACCUUCAUAGUGAAUCUGCAAGGAAAAAGAAAAAGAGGCAUAGAGCUACUGGAGCAGAUAGUACAUUCGGUGACGAAAUGGAGUCCAGAACAGUUGGCUGCCUAAGCCCAAAUGUCAGAAACUCUGUGACAGAAGACAUGUCAUUUAGUGAAGCUACAGAUUUAGAAAGUUCUGAGCGAAAGAAGAAGAAAAAGCAUCGGACUAAGGAGGUUGAUUGUCAGACAGAAAGUAGUAUAUGUAAACCUUUCAAAAGAUAUACCAGUCCAGAACGAAAUGGGGAAGAUGUUGCGGUGGCUCAGCGAUCUCAAAAGCUGAAUGGCAAAUAUUUAGCUGUAACUGCAGAAGAGGCAUUUGAGAACAUCACAGAGGCAACAAAUGGCAAGGCAGACGCUGAAAAUGCAGGUACUAAAGCAAAGCCAAAGAAGUCUAUAAAGCUUGGGAUACCAGAAGGAAACCAGGAUCAAGAUAUGACUGCAGAGUUGGAGGAAUCGGACAGAAAUCAGAUGGAAACUUCUCUUGAAGCAGAAACCAGUAUUCAGAGGCCUAAACGACGGGUAUGUUCGGCCAAUGAUAUCCUCUGUACCAUACCUGCAAGAGACCUUGCUCUGCUGGAGGAGUAUUUCCCCAAGAUAAGAUCUAGGGCAGGGAGGACUGUCGAAGACUUAAUUUCCUAUGAACUGCACAGAGUCAAAGAAGCCAAAGAAAGAGGAAUUAAGUUUGAAACUGGAAGAUUUGACAGCACAGAAGAUGAACUGAUCAAAAAUAAUGUAGAAGCCUUCAUGAAAUUAACAGGGUUGGAGUCAGGCGAGCUGCUCUUUCACAGUUAUAGGUUUCCAGAGGAGAAGAGCAUGAUCGAAAAGUUAAAGAAAAAGUUCCACUUUCGGCAACGAAUCGCAAUAGGAUUAGCCCGCACUGUAAAAGAAGUUAUGAAUCGAGGAUCAAAGUUAUAUGAUUUGUCUGGCAAUAAGGGACGUUUUUCAAAAGACGAUGUAGAAAAACUGCAGAAAGGAAUAUCCGAAUAUGGGAAUAAUUGGACUGCUAUUGCACAAUUAGUUGGCCGAAACAAUACACACACUCAGUUAAAAGCCUCGCAGCUCAGGCAUGAGGUCACUGGAGGAAAGUGGAGUGUCGAAGAGGUAAACCUGCUUCUUAAGGCUGUGAAGACAUUUAUUCUGAGCUCACUGAAAAGGAAGAAGGGGAAGAACGUCUCCAGGAUGGAGCCUCAAACAGUCCCUAAGGAGAUGCUCUUCACCGGAAUUCCCUGGGCCAAGAUGGAGAAAAAGGUGAAGACCAGGAACUGGACGCACUGUAAAUCCAAGUGGAAUGAUAUUCUGCUUGUGCGCAUGAACAAUGGUAUUCGCUAUUGUGAGCGACUUUUCGGCUUGCAGUCCAACAUAGAAAUUAUCAAAUGGUUGCAUGAAGCAGAACUUCGAAAAGGACAAGUAAAUUGGCUGGAAAUGGCUAAAGCCAUUGGAAAUAUUCCUCCAGGCAUCUUGCAGCAAAAGGUUUACAAGCUGAAGGCCCGGCAUGUUCCUGACUGGCAGAAUCUGAGUUUUAAAGAAGUUGUAGAUCGUUUGUACGAUGAGGUUCUGCCGAAGCUGGAAGCCAAGGUGGUCCUAGCAUCUACUUCCCAGGAUACAUUCGAUCUGCCAGAGAAGAAGGAUGAAUUCCUAAUCCGUGAUAUAUUUGAGGAAUAUGUCGGCGAUGACCAAUUGCAUUUAAGCAAACAAUUCUGCAUUGAGGGCCAAGUCGUAUGAAUGCUUUAGGGAGAAGUGCAUCUGUAACAUGGCAGUUAAUAAAAUUCAUAAAUAUGGGGGAGCAAGAGAAGGAAGCUGUGUACAAUGACAAAUUACAUUUAUAUUUUUAAUGUGAAAACAUACUGUAUUUCUUCUAUGACAGACACCCCUUUAAGUAGAAAUGUGGCCAGGCUAAAGACCUUCACACAUGUGAUCCUGCACAGAGCGGCCCAUUUGUAGCAGUAAAACUGCUUAUAGGGCUGUUGGCGACUGGUUAAUGUGGGAGAUUCCCCUCACUUACUACUUUGGUGAUAACCUGUAGAGGAUAUAGGGGGGUGCAUUUCCAACAGGGCACACACCUGCAGUCUUCUUGUGCCAAUAUUUUUUUCUUAAAUAUAUAUAUAUGAAGUGACAUGUACAUAUGUAUAUACUCUUUCCACAGUUUGUACGUAUUGAAAAGUGGUUUGAUAAAACAUGUUAUUUUAUACAAUCUUGUUGUAAAGCUUUAAAUAAAGUCUAUAAUGUUCUUAUGGA